This is a messenger RNA of Osmerus eperlanus (European smelt), 6219 nucleotides long. It is a transcript of the gene abcc6a, whose product is annotated as ATP-binding cassette, sub-family C (CFTR/MRP), member 6a. Gene Ontology annotation, biological process: transmembrane transport. Gene Ontology annotation, cellular component: membrane. The coding region runs from base 349 to 4881 and encodes 1510 amino acids. The transcript has 31 exons. NCBI's taxonomy places the organism in Eukaryota, Metazoa, Chordata, Actinopteri, Osmeriformes, Osmeridae. The record is from RefSeq and is a predicted model, not a curated record. Gene Ontology annotation, molecular function: ATP binding; ATP hydrolysis activity; ABC-type transporter activity.
GGACGAGACGCAGACACUCGAGGAAGGUACAAAGUACAACAGUGCUUUCACAGAGAAAGGGAAAGUUUUCACCCACACAAACACACACUCUUAGUCAUACACAGAGAGACUCUCUCCUGAACACACACUGAGUGACUGUGCCACCCAGCUUGAGCAGCAGAGAUCAAGGCUGAAACAGAGUGCCUUGACCGGUAGAGGAAAAGUCUCACACAGAGACAACCACACACACACACACACAUACAGUAUAACCCCCACUCGCACGCUGCGUGUCUGUGCUCCCUGGGGCAAGGAGCAGGGAUAUUCUACCCAAGCAAGAGGAGCAUCAGUGAGGAAGAGGAAGGAGGGUGGAUGGAUGCCUUUUGCAAACUAAGUGGCUUGGACCCCCUUUGGGAUUGGAACCGAACGUGGUACACGGCCAACCCGGACCUGACCCAGUGUUUCCAGAACACGGUUCUGGUGUGGGUCCCAUGCGUCUACCUCUGGCUGUGUGCUCCCUUCUAUGGCCUCCACCUCUACUGCCAUGACCGUGGACGCAUCCGCAUCUCCUGCCUCUGCACCACCAAGAUGGUGCUGGGCUUCCUGCUGGCUUCCUUUGGCUUCGUGGAGUUCUUCUACAUCCUGCUGGAAAGGAGAGAUGAGAUCCACCACCACAUGGUGUUCCUGCUCAGCCCCAUCAUACGCAGCCUGACCGUGGUCCUGGCUGUAUGCAUCAUCCAGCUGGAGAGGAUACGAGGCUGCCGCUCCUCUGUGUUCCUCUUCCUAUUCUGGCUCCUCUCUGUGAUGUGUUCACUGGUGCCCCUCAGAGCCAAGAUCCAACUGGCCAUGGAAGAGGGUAUAUCGAGUGAUAUAGUACGCUACCUGGCCUUUUUCUCCUACUUCACACUACAAAUGGCCCAGCUCUUUCUUUGCUGUUUUGCUGACCAACCCCCUGAGGGAAAAACUGUCUUUGAAAAGAACCCAUGUCCAGUGAAAGAUGCCUCCUUCCUCUCCAAGAUUCUCUUCUGGUGGUUCACUGGGCUUGUUGUCAAGGGUUAUCGUACCCCUCUAGAAGCUGAUGACCUGUGGACUUUGAGGGAGAAGGACACAUCUGACAGGAUCAUCUCUGACUUGGAAAAAGAAUGGACUACAGAAUGCGCCAAACUACAACAGCAGGAGAGGGCUCUGGCGUCAGGCGUGGCGCUGGGCACCAGAUUGCCUGACCAGGCCCAGCUCCUCAGGAAGCUGCAGAAAGAGCAGAGCUCUGGAUUCUUUCUGCUAAGAACGCUGGCACGAAAUUUCGGGCCGUACUUUUUGACUGGGACGCUGUGCAUCAUGGUCCAUGAUGCCUUCAUGUUCUCCAUCCCCCAGGUGCUCAGUCUGCUGCUUGGUUUCAUGAAGGACGAAAACGCCCCCUUGUGGAAGGGAUAUUUCUACGCCAUCCUCAUGUUCUUGCUGUCCUGCCUCCAGUCCCUGUUCAACCACCAGUACAUGUACACCUGCUUCACCGUAGGCAUGAGGGUGAAGACAGCUGUGAUGGGCCUCGUCUACAGAAAGUCAUUGGUCAUCAACAGUGCUUCCAGGAGGACCUGCACAGUGGGGGAGAUAGUGAACCUGGUAUCAGCUGACACUCAGAAACUAAUGGACUUUGUGGUGUACUUCAAUGCCGUGUGGCUGGCCCCCAUUGAAGUAGCAUUGUGUCUCUUCUUUUUGUGGCAGCUUCUUGGUCCAUCUGCACUGGCUGGCAUUGCCACUGUCAUCCUCAUCUUCCCACUCAACGGAUUCAUAGCCAAAAAAAGGAGCAAACUGCAGGAGGUCCAGAUGAAGUUCAUGGAUAGUCGGAUUAAGUUGAUGAACGAGAUCCUGAACGGUAUCAAAAUCCUCAAGUUCUAUGCCUGGGAGAAGGCCUUCCUGGAGCAGGUGCUGGGCUACAGGGAGAAGGAGCUAAAAGCGCUGAAGAAGUCCCAGAUCCUCUACUCCAUCUCCAUCGCCUCCUUCAACUCCUCGUCGUUCGUGAUUGCCUUUGCCAUGUUUGGGGUCUAUGUGAUGAUUGAUGAGAAGAACGUGCUGGAUGCCCAGAAGGUCUUUGUGUCUAUGGCACUGAUAAACAUUUUAAAGACCCCACUGAGUCAACUACCUUUCGCCAUGAGCACCACAAUGCAGGCUGUUGUUUCCCUGAAGCGCCUGGGAAAAUAUCUAUGUUCAGAAGAGCUUAAAGUAGAAAAUGUGACCAAGGCUCCUUUGAGUACUGAUGGAGAAUGUGUUGUGAUUGACAACGGAACGUUCAGUUGGUCGAAGGAGGGUCCUCUCUGUCUCAAAAGGAUCAAUGUGUGUGCACCACGUGGGUCUCUUGUAGCUGUUGUGGGGCACGUGGGUAGUGGGAAGUCCUCCCUUCUGUCGGCUAUGCUUGGGGAGACAGAGAAGAGGAGUGGCAGAGUCUCAGUCAAGGGCUCUGUGGCCUAUGUUCCCCAGCAAGCCUGGAUCCAGAAUGCCACGGUCCAGGACAACAUAGUAUUUGGGCGUGAGAAGCAGAAGACGUGGUACCAGCGUGUGUUAGAGGCCUGUGCCCUGUUGCCUGAUCUUGAGAUCCUACCUGCCGGAGAUGCCACAGAGAUUGGGGAGAAGGGUUUGAACCUCUCGGGUGGGCAAAAGCAGAGGGUGAGCCUUGCGAGGGCCGUGUACAGGAAGGCUGACGUGUACCUGCUGGACGACCCGCUGUCCGCCGUGGAUGCCCACGUAGGCCAGCACAUCUUCGACAAAGUCAUUGGACCAAAGGGAGUUCUCAGAGAUAAGACUCGUGUCCUGGUCACCCAUGGGACCAGCUUUCUGCCGCAGGCCGACCUCAUCCUCGUGAUGGUGGACGGAGAGAUCACAGAGAGCGGCUCCUACCAAGAACUGCUGAGUCGCCAUGGUGCCUUCGCAGAUUUUAUUCACACCUUUGCCAGCACUGACCGUAAAGAGAGUGCCAUACAGAGAGGAGGUUCCAGGAAGUCCACAGCUCGGCUGAGCGUGACAGAUUUUAUGCCAUUCUCCAGAGACCUGUCCCAGGAGCAGCUCAUUGGGGGUGAUACCAACAGCACCAACCUUCAAGGUAUGGAGCCCAUGUCUGAAACAGACCUAGAGCCAAUCCCAGAAGACCUAGGGAAGCUGACUCAGGUGGACAAGGCUCGCACUGGACGAGUGCGACUGGAGAUGUACGUGGAGUACUUCAAGACCAUCGGCCUGGCCUUCAUCAUCCCCAUUGUGUUCCUGUAUGCCUUCCAGCAGGGUGCCUCUCUGGCCUACAACUACUGGCUCAGCCUCUGGGCUGACGGACCCAUCGUCAACGGCACCCAGAUUGACACCGACAUGAAGCUGGGCGUCUAUGGAGCUUUGGGCUUUGCGCAAGGUAUAGCUAUUUUUGGAACGACGGUGGCCAUCUCCGUGGGUGGCAUCAUCGCCUCCCGCCACCUCCACAUGGACCUGCUGAAGAACGUGCUCCACUCCCCAAUGUCCUUCUUUGAGUGCACACCUAGCGGCAACCUGCUCAACCGCUUUGCCAAGGAGAUCGACGCGAUUGACUGCAUGAUCCCUGAAGGGCUGAAGAUGAUGUUGGGCUACCUUUUCAAGCUGAUGGAAGUCUGCAUCAUCGUGCUGUUGGCCACUCCCUUUGCUGCCGUGGUCAUUCUGCCCCUCGCCCUCCUCUACGCCUUUGUUCAGAGUUUCUACGUGGCCACAUCCUGCCAGCUGCGGCGGCUGGAGUCGGUGAGCCGCUCGCCCAUCUACACACAUUUCAACGAGACGGUGCAGGGCGCCAGUGUCAUCCGGGCCUUCGGGGAACAGUCCAGAUUCAUCCAGCAGGCUAACAAGAGGGUCGACUUCAACCAGAUGUCCUACUUCCCUCGCUUUGUGGCAACCAGGUGGUUGGCAGUCAAUCUGGAGUUUGUUGGCAAUGGUGUUGUUUUAGCUGCUGCCAUCCUCUCUGUAAUGGGAAAAGACACUCUGAGUCCUGGCAUUGUUGGUUUGGCUGUGUCACACUCCCUCCAGGUGACUGGAAUUCUGAGCUGGAUCGUGAGGGCGUGGACAGAUGUGGAGAACAACAUAGUGUCAGUGGAGAGAGUUAAGGAGUACUCUGACACUGUUAAAGAGGCUGCUUGGAGUGUGGAGGGCAGUACCCUGCCCCUGGCCUGGCCCCAGACUGGCACCAUCGAGUUCCAUGAUUAUGGGUUGCAGUACCGCAAAGGCCUGGAUUGGGCACUCAAAGGCAUCACCCUGCGUAUCCAGGAGAGAGAAAAGGUUGGCAUAGUGGGAAGGACAGGAGCAGGGAAGUCUUCACUGGCUCUGGGGAUUUUUAGGAUCUUGGAGGCUGCCAAGGGAAAGAUCUACAUCGAUGGUGUGAACAUUGCAGAGAUUGGACUACACAACCUCCGAUCCCGCAUCACUAUCAUCCCUCAGGACCCUGUGCUGUUCUCUGGCUCCAUGAGAAUGAACCUUGACCCCUUUGACGCCUACACAGAUGAAGAAGUGUGGAGUGCUCUGGAGCUCGCUCACCUCAAGAACUUUGUGUCUGGACUUCCUGACAAACUCAACUACGAAUGCUCGGAGGGAGGCGAGAACCUCAGUCUUGGUCAGCGCCAGCUGGUCUGCCUUGCCCGAGCUCUCCUGAGAAAGACCAAGAUCCUGGUUCUGGACGAGGCCACAGCAGCAGUGGACCUGGAGACUGACACCCUCAUCCAGUCCACCAUCCGUAGCCAGUUUGAGGACUGCACUGUGCUGACCAUCGCCCAUCGCCUCAACACCAUCAUGGACUACACCAGAGUCAUUGUCAUGGACAAGGGUCACAUCACAGAGAUGGACUCCCCAGCCAACCUCAUUGCUCAGAGAGGACAGUUCUACUGGAUGUGCAGGGAGGCUGGGCUGGUCUAGGCUCCCCAAGCUCCACCAAGGGUCUCUCUGUGGCUAGGGAAAACGUACACAAAGUACCCUGGUCCACUCUCAAAUCUAAUCAGGUAGAGAAUUGGCCAUUUAAUGCUCUAAUCAAGGCAGCUCGAACUAUUACUUAAGGGCAUUGCUUUUUGGAAAGGUGACCCGGAAGUGACGUUUCUGGUCACAGAAAGUAAGGUCUUGUUAAAUGACUGUUAUUGCAAGUGCUGUUCUUGGACUAUUAGAGUUUUUAGAUGGUUGGAUUUUUUUUUUUUGUGAUGCAUGUUGUAAAUAGUUUACGUACAGUAGAGGAGUGUAGAGUGUCAUAUUUUUUUGAAAGGGUACUUAGGGAUGGAAAAAGUGCCAAGGAAUCAAAAGAAAGGACUUUUCACUCUCUGAAUGUGAACCCAGUUGUUCUGUCAGGAUCUGCUACUUUAAAUGAAGUAAUUAUUAUGAAGAACAUGGUACUGUACAUUUGUCAAUGUAGAAGUCUCAGGCCAAAUGCAACAACUAUAUUCAUGGUUAUUCCACACAGAAAACAUAAACCUACAGAACAAAAUAGAAUCAUUGAAUUUGUAUUCACCUCAAGCGACCUCAGCCUCAGAAAGAUGACUAGUUUCUUAGACAAUAACUACCCCCCCCUCCAAAAAAAAAACUGGGGGAAGGAGUGCUUUCGCCGUCUAGCCCUCACUAGUCAUUUAAUGUUUUAUGAGUUGGGGAAAAGAAGAAAACUGUUGAUGAGGCCAAGGUGCUAGCAAGCGUCCAACUAUGUUGCGGCGUUUGUUUAUUUCAGUCAAAGUAAACACAUUUAUAACGGACGAUAGAAAAUUAUCGACCAAUAUGCAACCUGACCUUUCCAAAGCUGCUUGUGGGAAACCCAACACGAAUGAAGGGGAUACCAAUACAAAGCAGCAGUGAUGAAUCCAGGACUUCCAUCUGCUUCCAUCUGCUUGCCAGCCGCUCACCAACACACAAACAAACUGAAAACUACAUUAUUUUAGGUUCUGAAGUAAGAGUUUAUCUCCUUAUAGAUGUGUUAUUUUUGAUAAUUUGUGUUAGGCUAUUACAGGCUGUGUAGAAAAUGUCUCCUUGUUGACUAUAUGCAUUUUCUAGAGAUCCACAUGGAUUUUCCAAGAGAAGUGACCUUAUUGUAUUUUUGUCUUACUGGUUUAGACAGUAUGCUAAGAAGCUAUACUAUAUGUAUGUAUAAUGUAAUGUAAGUGGCCUUCAAAAUCUAAAGAUUGUAUUAUAUUUAUACUUUUAUAUUCAAUCUGUUCAUUAUUGAUUGAUUGAUGCAAUGUCUGUAAAAUACGUUAUGCUGGAUACAAUAAAACAUUUGUU